AUGCGUAUCAACAACAACACGGACUUUGCACAAGACUCCAGCGCUCCCCGUUUUCUUCGCGUCAAAGGCUACGGCCUUCGCACCCGUCCCAAUGAAGGCCAGGAAACUCUUACUGGUAAUACACGACCACUCCUUUUCGCAGAUCUACUUACCUCCAAAUGUGAUGACCGCUUUGGCAAUGAUGAAAAGCGCCGUCUCUGCACCAAGCGCGACAACAGUUGCGGUCCGUGCUUUGGCGAUACCGGCGCCCCGCUGUAUGACGUUGAUAAGUCGGGCAAAGUAUCUGUCCUUGUAGGUAUCGUCACUUUUGGUUUACAAGGACUUGCGGAUGGCGAAGCCGAGAGCAUCUGCACAUCGGGUGCUAGAGCCACCAUCUACACUGCUGUCGCUCCCUACAUCGGCUGGAUUCGUGAGACGGUAGACGAAGACCUAACAGAGUUUUUCAUCCCAAAGGAAGGAAUCACAAACACAAAUCUAGAUCCUGGUAAGCCUGGUCUUUCCGUCGCCGCGCGGACGUCUAUCAUUGUCGUUGCCUCCCUUGCUCUAAUCGGCUUCAUUGCUUUCUUGCUCGUCACCUGCACUCUGCGCCGCUUGCGUAACAGAAGAAAACGUUGGGUCGAGGGUCUUCACGCCGAGGAGUCUUUUGUAAAGGGGGACGAGAAGCAUGCUGGUAUCGCUGAUCCGUUUGAAGGUAUUGUUGACGACCACAAGACUCCUAGACUAUCGGUGAACUCCUUGUCCCGAGCCGCUGUCAAGUCUGCUACAGAGUUUUCAGCACGGUCGAUUGGCACUAUCCGUGCUCUGCUCAUGCAUGUUGAAGAAGAGGAGAUGGCCAUGGAACCACGUGAACCUAUGGAUGAUGCUCCCCAGUGGCUCCCCGAUGCCUGGGAAAAGCUCUUCAAAGCUCCCUCCAAGAAAGACCUCGAACAUAUUCACAAGGUCAAGACACAGCGUGUCGUCGACGAUGUUCUGGAAGGUGGUGACAAGAGUGUUGAACCCAGUCUGGACCACGUUGCCUUCAAAAAUGCCAGAGAUGAGGCCAAUCUGGAAGCUGCCUGGAGAAAGCUCGAGAUUCAGACUUCGCUUCGUAAUUUGUCUGAAGCUAGUGGCUCCAAAGAUGGCCAGGAGAGCGCACCUGGUACAGUCCCGUCAACCCGAAACAACUCGAGUAGGUUUCUGUCGAGAACGUCUUCGCGAGGUGGCACACACGGCGCGUUCUCGUCAAUUUUGGCAGGGAACGUCGGCGGUGCUAGUUCUGGGACCGGAGCUGGCGGGGCUACUGAUGGUAAACCAGAUACGCUCCUUGCAGCUUUCGCCUCUAUCGAUGCUGAAUCUGAGCAGGUGGCUGAGGAGACAAUGAUUGAUCAGCUGGCCCUGCAAGCACUUGCUACUUCGAAGAGGCCAAAAGUAUUGGAAACGCUUCGAAGGAAGUUUUCGGGCAGUGCUUUGUUAAGUGCUCUUAGCAAUAAGAACACAGAAAGUGAGGCGACCUCCCCUCGAGUAAAACUCACAAGUCGCAAAGCAAUUACAGCUGGUCCGAGUGGCCAGGGAGGUGGUCAGCACGGGUCAGUCGGAAGAGCAUCGUCUGGUCGCACCGGCACGGCCCAGACUAUAUCUGCACUGGCAAACAGGUCGAGCAAACCUGUCGGGGGAGGUACCCCGGGGCGGACCGGAUCCACGGGCUCAGUGAGCGGACUUUCUGGUGAUAUGGACCGACAUGGAUCAAUGCACAUCGAUUACUUUUCGGAAGAUUACAGUUUCUCGUCCAGUUCGGAUGAAGAGCAACCAGGGCAACCUGUGUUUAAUUUGGAGUCGGCCUCGAGACGGUUCACGGAAGAUCGACCAGAUGGAAUAGGAUCUCAACAGUCGCUGCGGUCUUUUCGAAAGUCGAAACCGCAGUCUUUCGAAAAGCUCGAAUCACGGUGGAUGGACCGACCAGAUGAGGAUGAAGAUAACUUGAACGAAUUGCCCAUGACAGAGAUCGAAUCAAUCAUUGCUGAAGGCACACUGGAGGACAACAUACUGCGUCAUAGAUCAUGGAAUGGUGGGAAUCGUUCCAUAUUCACGACAUUGUCAUCACGGGGUACUCGUCAACGCGCGACUGAUGCCAAUAGUUCUACACUGGAGAACGUCGACAACGAGAGCAUGGUUGGGAACCAUUCAUUGGAUGAGAUAUCGGAGCAGGCGAUGGAGGCGCGAAUUGACGAGGAGUUGCACAUGACAAGCACGGGCGACGGGAGCGAAACAGUUACGAUCGCCAGACUAGAAAGUGAUGUGCAUCCUGUAAUUGAGCAAACUGCAUAUAAAGAAGAAAACGAGCAACUGGAGGUGAGGAUGGAACAGGAUUAUGACAAGGAAAAGGAUUUGGCAAGGCCAGUCCAGGACAUGACCAAAGUAUCGUUUGCGGAGGUCAAGGCCAUGUGGAACGAAAAGGUAAGACGAGCGUCCGAGACAUAG
Messenger RNA from Chondrus crispus (carragheen), 2457 nucleotides. RefSeq lists its product as hypothetical. The coding region runs from base 1 to 2457 and encodes 818 amino acids. The transcript has a single exon. The record is from RefSeq and is a predicted model, not a curated record. Gene Ontology annotation, molecular function: serine-type endopeptidase activity. Gene Ontology annotation, biological process: proteolysis. NCBI's taxonomy places the organism in Eukaryota, Rhodophyta, Florideophyceae, Gigartinales, Gigartinaceae.